Messenger RNA from Thalassophryne amazonica, 2075 nucleotides. It is a transcript of the gene faxcb, whose product is annotated as failed axon connections homolog, metaxin like GST domain containing b. Gene Ontology annotation, cellular component: cytoplasm. NCBI's taxonomy places the organism in Eukaryota, Metazoa, Chordata, Actinopteri, Batrachoidiformes, Batrachoididae. The coding region runs from base 100 to 1347 and encodes 415 amino acids. The transcript has 6 exons. The record is from RefSeq and is a predicted model, not a curated record.
CCGCCAUGCCGUAGAAAAACUGCCAAACUUUUGGAUGAGACCUAAAAGGCGCCGCAGCAGCAGGGAGGACGCGGGGCGGAUGUAACCGACGGAGGUAGGAUGUACUGGGCUGCGGGCUUGGCCUCGUCCCGGCCGUGUGUGGUGGAACUCGGACGGAAUCACAGCCUGCCGCUCGGCCUGUGCGGCUCCGAGCAGCAGCCGUCUUUGUAUGGAUACAUCAUCGCCUUCCCUCUGCAGGACUACGGGGGCAUCAUGUCGGUCCUGGGCUCGGACUCCUGGUGGAAGAAGACCCUGUACCUGACCGGGGGGGCCCUGCUGGCGGCUGCAGCCUAUCUGCUGCACGAGCUGCUUGCCAUCAGGAACGAGCAGGAGCUGGACUCUGAAGACGCCAUCAUCCUCCACCAGUUCUCCAGGCCAAAGAACGGUGUGCCGAGCCUCUCGCCUUUCUGCCUCAAAAUGGAGACGUACCUGCGCAUGUUGGACCUUCCGUACCAGAACUACUUUGAUGGGAAGCUGUCGCCGCAGGGAAAGAUGCCCUGGAUCGAGUACAACCACCAGCAGGCUUCAGGGUCAGAGUUCAUUGUAGACUUUCUGGAGGAGAAGCUGGGCGUCAACCUCAACAAGAACCUCACUGUCCAGGAGAGGGCAGUGUCCCGAGCUGUUACCAAAAUGGUGGAGGAGCAUCUGUACUGGACGUUGGCGUACUGUCAGUGGGUAGACAACCUGGAAGAAACACAGAAGCUCCUGUCCAUGAAUGGCCCUCUGAGUGACACGCUGAAAUGGUUGCUGAGCCACCUGACUGGCAGCAUGGUACGCCGGGAGAUGUACGGCCACGGCAUCGGGCGCUUCUCAAAGGAGGAGGUCUAUGUUCUGAUGGAGAAGGACAUGAGGACCCUAGCUACCCUUCUGGGAGAUAAGAAGUAUUUCAUGGGUUCUAAAAUGUCAACGUUGGAUGCCACGGUGUUCGGGCACCUUGCCCAGGCCAUGUGGACAUUGCCUGGGACACGACCAGAGCAACUCAUCAAAGGAGAGCUGAUCAACCUGGCCAUGUUCUGUGAGCGGAUGCGGAGGAGGUUCUGGCCCGAGUGGUUUGUGGAGGUGGAGGACUUUUAUUAUGAUGGAGACAGUGACAGCAGUGGUGGCACCUCUCCUACAGGCCAGCUGGACUUUGGCCUCUUCUCCAGGACAGACACGUUGGAGGACAGUGAUGCGAGCAGCCAAUCAGCCGGUCCCACGCGUACGCACUCCCUCAACUCUGAGCGCUCGCUCUUUGACUGUGAUGUGGGCAUGGCGUCCGACAAUGACUUUCACCAUAAAGGGGAGUUCUCUCCAGGUGUGGAGGUUUGACCAGAGUGAGUUCAGGUGACAGGAGGCUGGAGAAGCUUCCAGGCUGCUGCGGGUUCUGCUUGUUGAAUCCAGGUGGACACCACAGCACUCACAGCUGAAGAAAGUGUCCUGUCGGCUCCGCAUUCAGGACUUAAAAUCUUAUGGUAACCUUCUGCUGGACAGACUGGAUGUCAUUAUCCACCUGCUAACGUCUGGUCUGUCCCCCCCUUCAUGUCCCUCCUGUCACUGUGUCUCUCUGCCUUAUUUGUGUUGUCCUGAGGUGCCCGAGCUGGUCUGAACCAUCAAUCGGACAGACGUCACCUCUUCACGAGGCGAGGCAGGCGGCACGCCACCGAGAACUGAUGUAACUAAUCUCCACUCCAACCCCUUCAGACAGGCGGAAUGCCAUCAUCUAGCUGAAAGUAACGGCUGCUGAGUGUCCAACUGCUGUACAGAAAACACGACCAGGCCACACCCCAACACUACUUCCUGUGGGUAACAGGGACGCACCGAUCUGCUGUUUUGUUAAAUCUGGAUCUAUAAAACGCCAACCUGAACUCAGGGUGCCGCCCACUCAGACACGUAGCAGACGUCCUCACCUCACAGGUUCCUGAAAGCCUUCAAAAGUUCCUCAUCUCUGAUGUCAAAGUUUUAAACCCACUUGAAAGCAGAUCAGCACCUGCUGAGAACCGUUUAUCGCCUCUUUGGGGGUUUAAAACGCCUUUAAACCAGCUGAACAAUGGUGUAAA